CUUCAGGGGCGGGGCUGGCCGAGGCCGUUGAGUUCCCAGACGACCGCCGGGAGGGGGACGACCAAGAGACCGAACCCAGGGCUGCGCGGUCAGACGCUAACCAGGGCGCGAGCGGGAGACGCCGGGCUUGCAGCGCCGAGCAAAAAGCAGAGCCAGCAGGGAGCUCCAGGACCAGCAGGAUGGGGGCCGCCUGUAUCAAAGUCACCAAAUACUUCCUCUUCCUCUUCAACUUGCUCUUCUUUGUCCUGGGCGCGGUGAUUCUGGGCUUCGGGGUGUGGAUCCUGGCCGACAGGAGCAGCUUCAUCUCUGUCCUGCAGACCUCCUCCACCUCGCUCAAGGUGGGAGCCUACAUCUUCAUCAGCAUAGGGGCCUUCACCAUGCUCAUGGGCUUCCUGGGCUGCAUUGGUGCCGUCAAUGAGGUCCGCUGCCUGCUGGGGCUGUACUUUGCCUUCCUGGUCCUGAUCCUCAUCGCCCAGGUGGCUGCUGGGGUCCUCUUCUACUUCAACAUGGGCAAGCUGAAGCAGGAGAUGGGCAGCAUCGUGACGGAGCUCAUUCAGAAGUACGAGGAGGGUCGCCAGGACAGCUUACAGGAGGCCUGGGACUACGUGCAGGCUCAGGUGCAGUGCUGCGGCUGGGUCAGCUUCUACAACUGGACAGAAAACCCCAGGCUCAUGAAUCACACCAACACCACCUACCCCUGCUCCUGCAAGACAAGGAGCCAGAAUGACAGCAGCCUCCCACUGGAGAAGGGUUUCUGCCACGACCUCAACGGAAUCCAGGGUGGCAACAACCCCGAUGCCUGGCCCGUGUACCACGAGGGCUGCAUGGAGAAGGUGCAGGCCUGGCUGCAGGAGAACCUGGGCAUCAUCCUUGGCGUGUGUGUGGGCGUCGCUGUCAUCGAGCUCCUGGGGAUGCUCCUGUCCAUGUUCUUGUGCCGCAGCAUCCACUCUGAAGACUACAGCAAGGUCCCCAAGUACUGAGGCGGCUGCUGUCCCCACCUCCCUGCCCGUCCCCCAACCUCAGGGCCCGCAGGGCUCUCCCUGGCAUCCUCCUCCAGGCCUGCCUCCCACCUCACUGCCAAGAGUGGUGGCAAGAAGCGGGGGCGCUUUCUGGGGCCCGGACCCCUCUCCUUUGCUCUUCUGCCGCCAGCCUUAAGCCCCCUCUAUUCUGCGGCUCCUUCACUCCUUGUCUGCCAGCGUCGUCUUAGCAACUCAGAGAAAAUGCUCCCUGCACAGGUGGGCUGGGUUUCUACCUGCCUGGGGGGCUGUAUAUAUUGUGUGGGAGAAAGUGUAUUAAAACCUUGGGGGGGUGGGGGGGGACAAGGUACCCCGGGCUGUCAGGGGACUGCCCACUGCGUGGGUCGACUUUGUUUCCACUAUGAUGCUUCUGUCCUUGUUUUCACCUUUUCCUGGAGGUGGUGGGAGGGGGUGGGCUUGACCUGACAUGAAGGACAGCACCCCUUCCCCAGCCUGAGCCAGCCCCACCCAGGCAGCUCAGACCAGUUGGGCCACACUGUGCAGGCAGGGCCUAGGUGAGCUGGGUUGAGGGGGGCUGCCUGGGCUGCGGGUCUAGACUGUUCCCUGGAUGGCUUAGGGACUCAGAGGGGUGCGCCCUCUGGGGGUGGCACCGAGCUGGCCUUGCAUUUGCCAGGCUCCUGAGCUAUCCAGGGCCUGGGUGGGUGAGGCUGUGCCUUGUAGGGGGUGGGAAGGGGCCCUGUGCACAGUUCUGUAAAACAGGAAUGACUGAUUAUUAAAGAGGAUUUGUAACAACCCAGCUUGCCAUGGUGGGGACCUGCUUCCCAGGGUUUUGGGGGGACCAGAGGGGAGACAGAGUGUGAGCCGAGGGGCUGGGUCCACAGGAAAGAGCAGUGGGUGCCUCACUGUUCUUCUCAGAGGGUACUCCCUCUGCCGUCUCCUCUCUAGGGCCCUGGAGGCAGACAAAGGGGUAGGUGGGGCACUUGCCUCCCUGAAGUGGGGCAGGAAGGGGUGGCUGUGGAGGUGUUUCAGUGGAGCCCACCAGGUGGCACUGCUGCCCCAGCCUGGGAGCCUGAGGGAGCCCACACUUGUCCCUGGGUUACUCCAGGAGCCUCAGCAGCUCCACACCUGUGGGUCUCUCACUUCAGUGGGUGGGUGAAUGUGCAGCCUCCAAGGCUCAGGAAUCCUGGGCUGAAAAGAAAGAACCUGCGUCUUUUUUUUGUUUUGUUUUCAUUAAAAUAGAGUUGAUUUACAAUGU
Sus scrofa (pig) is the source of this 2232-nucleotide messenger RNA. RefSeq names its product CD82 molecule (gene CD82). The record is from RefSeq and is marked validated. Lineage: Eukaryota; Metazoa; Chordata; Mammalia; Artiodactyla; Suidae. Gene Ontology annotation, cellular component: plasma membrane.